Fusarium pseudograminearum CS3096 is the source of this 816-nucleotide messenger RNA. RefSeq lists its product as uncharacterized. The transcript has a single exon. Bases 1 to 816 code for a protein of 271 amino acids. NCBI's taxonomy places the organism in Eukaryota, Fungi, Ascomycota, Sordariomycetes, Hypocreales, Nectriaceae. The record is from RefSeq and is a predicted model, not a curated record.
AUGUCCGACGACCAAGCAUCAAGCCCGCUGCCGCUGCAGCCGGUCGUUCUGUCCAUGGAAGUCCACGACGACGACUCGUUUGAAAGCUAUUACCGAUUACGAUUAGGGACUCGAGUCAAAUAUGUCACCACCUCGCCCGGAACCUUUGACAGGGAUACGCUCUCAUUCCCCGUUCCGUCCCUACCCUGUUUUCCCGACAACGAGGAGUGGACCAUAGCCCAUCUCUCAAGAGACGAGACAAGUGGCGAGCUGAAAACCUCUGUAUCGAGCACAACACGACCUGGCAUCCACCAAUGGCAUCAAACUCGAAUUGACUGCCUCGACCUAGAGAAGACCAAAUCGCUCACGCCAAUGGUUUUCGAAACUGUUUCGCACUCAAUCCUUCCAAGCGAUACGAUGAUUGCCAAAAUCGCCCGCUUCGAGUGGGAAAUGCCUCGUAUAGAGCAGGAAACGAGAGCAUACCAGUUACUUGAAGGUUCCGGACUCGCCCCGCGCUUUCUUGGUCAUAUCCACGAGAAUGGCCGCGUCAUGGGGUUUCUCUUGGAGAAGUUAGAGGGACGAUCAGCCUCCUUCCAAGACCUAGACGCCUGCGAAACAGCUCUUGGAAAACUCCACGAGUUGGGGCUUUUACACGGAGAUGUUAACCGAUACAAUUUUCUCGUUACGGAAGAGGGUAUAAAGCUACUUGAAUUUGAACUUGCUGAGGAAAAUGCCAGCCCUGAGUCAAUGUGUGAAGAGUUGGAGCAUUUGCGAGUCGAAUUAGUUGACGAGUCGGGACGCGGCGGAGGUUGCAUUUUUCGAGAUGACAGCGACUGA